Fundulus heteroclitus (mummichog) is the source of this 3663-nucleotide messenger RNA. RefSeq names its product coiled-coil domain containing 9 (gene ccdc9). Bases 156 to 2552 code for a protein of 798 amino acids. NCBI's taxonomy places the organism in Eukaryota, Metazoa, Chordata, Actinopteri, Cyprinodontiformes, Fundulidae. The transcript is spliced from 14 exons. The record is from RefSeq and is a predicted model, not a curated record.
GUCCCUUUAAAUCCGCCGAGCGGGUCCUUUUUUGGCAGGAAGUUAGCUUUGGCUAGCAUAAAACCAAUAAUGAGGACCCUCUGAGGACAAGUUAGCUGCUUUUGGCACAAGAACACCAUUUUUCACCUGUAUUUGAAGACAAGUCCACGUCAGCCAUGUCUUUAGUGGUGGACCUUAAGUCCAAGGAGGAGAAGGAUGCAGAGCUGGACAAACGAAUUGAAGCUCUGAGGAAGAAGAACGAAGCUCUGGUUAAGAGGUACCAGGAAAUCGAGGAAGACAAGAAGAAGGCAGAGCAGGAAGGUAUCGCCGUGACGACGCCUCGGAAACCCCGCACGCCGGAGGCGGAGACCGACCGGCGGGAGGCGGACCGGCGAAAGACGGAGAAGGAGAACUUCACAGUCACGGUGGAUCUUUCCAAGCCGGCAGGGCAGGACAAGAGAGUGGUGAACGACUGGAAGCCCAGCACGCCUCGCGGCCGCAAGAAGUCUGAGGAGGACGAUGGUCCAAAAGGGCCGAGCGACGGGCGAAGCCCCCCGAGGAGGUCGGGGUCCGGAAGAGUUGGUCGAGGCGGUCAGAGAGGAGGAGGAGGAGGAGGAGGAGGAGGAGGAGGUCGCCAAGAGAGGAGAGACCGUGAGCCCAGACCUCCCAGAGAGGGAGAGCCUGGUGAGCCAGGAGGCCAGGGACGCAGAGGAGGAAGAAGAGGAGGAAGAGGAGGAGGUGGUGGUGGAGGAGGAGGAGGAGGAGGAGGAGGCGGAGGAGGAGGAGGAGGCGGAGAGGGUACACCAGGUGCAAUGGACAGAAAAUCCAAGGAAUGGGAGGAGAAGAGGCGACAGAACAUUGAGAAGAUGAACGAGGAAAUGGAGAGGAUAGCGGAGUAUGAAAGAGGACAGAGGCCGGAUGGAGACAAGCCGCUCCGCAACUUCUUGGACGACCCAAGGCGCUCGGGUCCGUCGGCGGACAUAGACCGGAAAGAAGGCAGCCGGAGACACGUGCGGAACUGGGGGGGGCUGGACUUUGAAAACGUCAAAACGGGACCCGAGCUAGAAAGAGAGUGGACCAGUCGCCGGCCGGGUCCCAAAGGCGGCUCUAUGGACAUGACGAUGUCGAUGACCGGCCGCGAGAGAGCCGAGUACCUCCGCUGGAAGAAGGAGCGCGAGCAGAUCGACGAGGAGCGAUUAGCGCGCCACCGUAACGCCACGGGCCAGUGGAGGCGGGAGUGGGACGCUCAGAAGACCGAUACCAUGUUCAAGGAGGACCCAUAUGUGGCUGCAGAGGGCAUAACGACUGAGGAGGGUGGCAGGAGAGACGACAGCAAGCGGCCUCCUAGAGGACCAACGUUUGCCGACUUCCUGUCCCAGGGCAGGAACCAGGGGCCCCGUGGGGACCGAAACAGAGGGAGGGGCCGAGGACAGAGACAGAGCUACAGCAUGCACGACAACCGCUGGGAAGGAGAGAGGGAAGAAGAGGAGGAGGGGAAAGAAAAGGAGGACAAGACGAAGAGAGAGGUGAAACCUACAAAAAAGAAAACUAAGAAAGAGGAAGAAGAAGAAAAACCCAAACCUGAAGCAAAAGAACAGAAGGUGGAAGAGAAAAAUAAAGACGAGGCGGGAGACGAUGACGACGAAUGGGAGGACGCCAGCGAUGAAGAGGAAGCCGGAGAAAGAGGCGACUCAGAACCGGAGCCCCGAGGCGGCGAGAGGAAAGGCAAAGACAAAAACGUCCCGUCCAUGUCUGCCAAGCAAUCUCUGCAGACGAAGUCAGCGGGAAGCCCCAAGGAGCAGCGCACGCCGAGGCCGAAGAUCCGCAUCCCGCCCCCAGCGGCCGUUCAGGAGUCGUCAGAUUCUGGGAAGCCCCCCAGCCCCUACUACCCGCUGGAGGGCCACCGGCCCGUGUCGGACUGGGGCGAGGAGAUGGAGAUGCAGUCGCCCAGGAGCAGCUUGGGAGGGGAGAGCCCGCUGAAGCCCUCCAGCACCGAGUCCAGUCCUCCUCAGAAGAAGGACCAGGAGGAGAAGGACCAGGAGGAGAAGGACGAGGAGGAGAAGGACGAGGAGGAGAAGGACGAGGAGGUGAAGGACCAGGAGGUGAAGGACCAGAAGGAGAAGGGCGAGAGCCAAGCUGGGGCCCCCAGUGAGCCACAGCAGGAGGAGCAGACGGAAGCGACAGCCGUGGAUAAAUCUCCUCCUCCUCCUCCAGCAACCCCUGAGCAGACCGUUACCGUAUCUGAGCCAGAGCAGAUCAUCUCAGAACCCCCCGCUGCUCCGCCCUCUGAUCCCGCCCCGCCUGAAGACCCUGACCCCGCGCCGUCCUCCCUUCCUGACGCGUCGCGCUCUGACGUCGACGAGGAAGCAGGGACGGCUGACCAGGAUCCACCUGUGGCUCCAUCAGAAGAGGACAAGUCGGACCCUCCUCAGGCCGCUGCAUCCGUUGAGGCCGAGCUGAUUUCCCCCAAAGAAGCGGCGUCCGGGAAAGAAGACGAGGCGACGCCGGCCGGGGACGCCAACGCUCCGGCCGGCGAAGCAGAGCUGCCGUCAGAGCAGACGUCAUCAGGUUGACACUGACAGGAGCAGAGAAGGAGCCGAGGAUCACGGCACAGAAGGCGCCGAUGUCUCCAUCAAUGAAUGACCUAAAUCAUCAUCAUGAGGAAGAGGAGGAUGGGUCAGGGAGCUUUACAUCCAUGGACCCACCGGUCGCUCCAAGCUGGUUUCAAGACUUUGGAUCAUUGGUUGUGAUCCACAUCAGUUCUGUUCUUCUCUGAGGCAUCAUUGGUAACAUCUCCAUCGACUUCUUCAGUCCUCUAUAUUUUUUUAAUCUUACAAAAUCAAGGGAUUUCUAACUCCAUUGAGAACUAAACCCGAUGUUGUGCUGAAGUCAAGGGGGAGUGAGUUGUUCCUACGGGUCAGGCAGUAAUUGGACCCGUCUUUGGCUCAUUAAAUCGACCUCAGAUCCCCAAAGAAUAGGGCUAAUCACACUUGGUUCAGGGUUUUAGUGAGUGGGGGAAUUAUUUUUUCACAUAAGUUCAGGUUUAUCUUUUUUUAUGUAUAAAUCAUGAUUUGGAAAAAGCGGUUUGUAUUUACCCAGGGUAUCUUUAUCUCAUUUUAAAUGUGUUUGAUUUGAAGCGUUCACAUGCGAUUAAAAGAGAAAAAUAAAUCUGUGAGCAAAGAAAAUGCGUGUAAAACGGGGAAUCUUUUAACCCCUUUUCUGUUAACUGAUUUUGUAGGUUUUAAAGCCUCCUUAUGUUAACGAAAACUUGAGCAAAGUGAGUUAAAGCUAUAGUCGGGAAUCUCGUUCAGAAACACUUUUUGUUAUACUGGGUAAAAUCGUCCUUCCAUCCUGAAAGUAGAAAAUACAUUAUGUAUUCACAAAAUAAGGAGGUUAAAAAAAUCGUAAACCAUAACCAGUUUCUGCCGUUUGGUCCGAAUGGCAUGGAUUUGUCAUAAUUUUGUUUCUGCUCUCACCCAUAGAAGUUAUAUACUGACCCCCCUCUGUCCCUCAGAUUCCCAGGGAAUAAACUUAUCUAUCGGUUCUCCCACAUGCCAGUUAUUCUGACGCGCUCACGUAGCGCCAGUGUCUGUGCUCUUUCCUUCCGAGUUUCCGCUUGCUGGCUGCGCAUGCGCACUUAUCUGGUUAGCUUAGCGGCUAGGUUAGCGGUUAGCUUAGCGGCUA